UGCCAUGCCCACAAAGUGCACAAUACAGUUUUAUCAUCUAGAAAUACAUACAUUUCUAUGCAUUUUAGGAGUUUUGGGGAUGCCCCUUUUUUUUCGCCCGUAAGGCUUUGGGCGCGAGGGGGGUGGGCGUCCCUUGUUUCUAUUUCUGAAAAGUGGCAACCCUAGUCCUGAUCCUCGCGAGACUCCGUAGACGCAUGACGUAAUCAUCGAAGGCUAAGCUAACAAACGGCUCUUCAAGAAGAAUUCAGCUGAUUUUUCCCCCCUAACUUCUCACGAUCUCUUGAUUUACCUUUUUCGUCUCCGCCGCACAUCGAGGAAACGCCAUGGCAACACCCAACCAACGCAGUGAUCUCCCAGCGAAACAUCUAUAUGUCAGCCAAGCCCAUUAUCCUGAGCACCAGGAGUCUGCAGGCAUCAAGGAGGAGGAGGAAGAGUCGCCAUCCAUCAAGCAAGAGGAAGAUAACUUACACAUUAAAGGUUUCAGAAAAUAUCUUUGUGCUGAGCAGCAGGAGCCACAAUCUCCUGGCAUUAAAGAGGAUAUUAAUGAGCUCCACCAAAUCAAAGAGGAGGAGCUAGAGCCCUGUCAACAGAAGCAACUUCCAAUCAAAAAGGAAGAGGAAGAGCUGCCAUAUGUUAAAGAGGAGGAGGAGGAAGAGGAAGAGCAUAUCAACAGGUCGACUGUUCAGCCCUUGAAGAGUGAAGAUGGUCCGAGUGAGGCCGACAGAGAGGCGGAGCUUCCAAGAGGCAGCAGCAGCUCAACAGAAGGAUUGCAAGCAGACAUUUUCAUUGCUCCGUCAGACAAAAAUGGCACCACGUCACACUCGCCUUACAAUGAUGAUGGUCAUCACUCUCACCGUGACGACAAACUCUGCAAGUGCUCUCAGUGUGGGAAAACCUUUGCUAAUAAGUAUACUUAUCGUACGCACAUGAGGAAGCACACUGGCGAAAAACCUUUUUCCUGCUCAUUUUGUGAUCGAAGAUUCGAUUGUAAGGGAUACUUAAAAGAACACACAAGAAUCCACACUGGUGAAAAACCUUUUUCCUGCUCAGUUUGUGGUCAAACAUUCACUCGAAAGCGACAAUUGAAACUACACACAAGAACCCACACUGGCGAAAAACCUUUUCUCUGCUCAGUUUGUGGUCAAGGAUUCGCACAAAAGCGAUACUUGAAAAUACACACAAUAACCCACACUGGCAAAAACCCUUUUUCCUGCUCUGUUUGUGGUCAAACAUUCCCUCUAAAAUAUAACUUAAGAAUUCACACAAGAACCCACACUGGCGAAAAACCUUUUUCCUGCUCAGUUUGUGGUCAAAGAUUCACUUUAAAGCAAAGCUUUAAAAGACACACAAGAACCCACACUGGCGAAAAACCUUUUUCCUGCUCAGUUUGUGGUCAAAGAUUCACUUUAAAGCAAAGCUGUAAAAGACACACAAGAACCCACACUGGCGAAAAACCUUAUUCCUGCUCAUUUGUGGUCAAAGAUUCACUGAAAUGCAACCAUUAAAUGCACACACAAGAAUCCACACUGGCGAAAAAAACUUAUUCCUACUCAGUUUGUGGUCAAAGAUUCAGGCAAAAAAGCACCUUAAAACAACACACAAGAAUCCACACUGACGAAAAACCUUUUUCCUGCUCAGUUUGUGGUCGAGGAUUCAUUCGGAAGGAUCGGAUGAAGACACGUGUGUUUUGAUGUGAGAAGCCGUGACCAAUGACUGUUUUGCCUGUCUUCCAUGCUGGCUUCAUCAGAUGUUUUGCACGUAGGACGAUUGUAUUCCGGAGAGCUUCCUGAAAUCCUGUUUAGGAUUGGCACUUUUGGUGCCUUGUUUUGUCUAAUCGGUGUAUGAUGUACACCCACCCAAUUGCCUAAACCUCUGCUGAUUGAACGCUCUGAAGUUUGUCAGGUUUGUGUGCCAUCUUUGUUGUUUUCUUUUCAGUCCAGCACAUGAUUCAGCUGGUUGGGCGGGGCUGUGCAACACACCUGUGGCGCAUGUGGAGCGCUCAUUAUUUAAAGACUCCUGUCACCAUAUACGAGUGUCGGAAUAUUUCUUAGUUUGUUUUACUUGUUUACUUUGGUUUUUGCCUUCUCUGGCCAUCGACGCCUUUCCCUUGGUUUUCUCGCCGACUCGUUUCGUGCCUCUUUUUGUAUUUUUUCUCGCGUGUUCUGGCGUGCUCUCGGUUGUUUUUUUUUUUUAAUUUAUUUAUCUUUUUUUAAAUAAAUUCGAUACAAACUUCCUCAUCUGUGUUGGAUUCAUAUUAUACUGCCGUCAUUUCAUUACAAAGUUAAGUUGCAUUAUUUAUAUAAUACUCACCCUUUCAAUCUACACUUU
This is a messenger RNA of Corythoichthys intestinalis (scribbled pipefish), 2328 nucleotides long. Its product is annotated as oocyte zinc finger protein XlCOF6.1-like. The transcript is spliced from 3 exons. The record is from RefSeq and is a predicted model, not a curated record. Gene Ontology annotation, cellular component: nucleus. The coding region runs from base 324 to 1505 and encodes 393 amino acids. NCBI's taxonomy places the organism in Eukaryota, Metazoa, Chordata, Actinopteri, Syngnathiformes, Syngnathidae. Gene Ontology annotation, molecular function: DNA-binding transcription factor activity, RNA polymerase II-specific. Gene Ontology annotation, biological process: regulation of transcription by RNA polymerase II.